CUUCCAAAGGCCAAACGUUUGAAAGCCGUCCAAGCCGUCCAAUGGCAGCCCACAGCAACCAGAAUCACGAGAAACAAUGCAGGGCAUCCCUGUCUGUGUUGAAUGCGAAAGUUACCCCACACGCAAGUUCACAGCUCAUCCAACACCUGGCCCCAGAGCAACAGUAAAAAGAAGUAAGCAUUAGCUGUGCUAGCGCGCUGAUCAUUUUUGUUUGUACCGAAGCAUAGGGUCUUCACAGUGGUCUUCACUUGUACUUUCACCCAGGAUUCUCCAACAAAAGAUGGGACAAAGACCCGGCAGUUCUCGACCUCUUUUUGACCACUCAAAUGCCUCUCUCCGCGCGCGUCCCGAAGGCCAAAGACCUCUCCACUAUGCGGCCCAUGAGGGCCACGUGGAGGUCCUCGAGCGGCUCUUGGCCGCGAAAGCCACAGUGGAGGCAGAGACUGAGUCCGGCCACAGACCUCUCCACCUUGCGGCCGGAAGGGGCCGCGUGGAGGUCCUCGAGCGGCUCUUGGCCGCGAAAGCCACGGUGGAAGCAGUGGAUGGGAACCGUCGGAGGCCCCUGCACUGGGCGGCCAACAAUGGCCACCUGGACGUCGUCGAGCGCCUCCUGGGGGCCAGCGCCGACGUGGAGGCGCAGACGAAAGAUGGCGAGACCCCAUUUGACAUGGCCAAGGAGAGGGGCAAGGAGAAGGUGAUGGGUGUGCUGCGUCCUGU
Durusdinium trenchii is the source of this 717-nucleotide messenger RNA. The record is from the annotation of a GenBank genome assembly. NCBI's taxonomy places the organism in Eukaryota, Dinophyceae, Suessiales, Symbiodiniaceae.